CCCUCCUCCCCGAGAACAGAGGGCCAGUUUGAGGUCGGCCCCUUCUCCUGGAGGCUCGGGUUUAUCUGGAGGCAAAGAGGGACGCAUUUAGGAAGUGCGCGCCGUCAGGUGAAGGAAGGACCGUUGGGGGGAGUGAUCCAGCGUUCGGAACCGGGGCUUUGGAGUCGAUUAUUCCGCUCUUUCCGUUGGUGCGCGAGGGCAGGGAGCCAUGGCGGUGUUCUGGGCUCUGUGGGUCCUCCUGCUGUGCCAGCUGCUGACAUCCUCGUCCGCCCAGAGGCCAGGACCAAGAGGUGCCACUGGGCCACCCGGGCCACCAGGGGCUCCAGGACGAGAUGGCACAGACGGCAAAGAUGGGCCCCCGGGGCUGCCAGGCAAAGCAGGUCCCAAGGGCAAAGCAGGAACUCCAGGGUCAGCAGGGAAGCCAGGGCUGCCGGGACUUCCAGGGGUCGAUGGCUUGACGGGACCGGACGGCCCGGCCGGGAAGGACGGACCCCCGGGGGAGGCGGGUGACGCUGGACCUCCAGGGCCUGCUGGACCUCCUGGCAGAGGGAGACCAGGAGCUUCAGGUUUGCCCGGAACCAAUGGGUUGCCUGGCGGACUCGGGCCUCAGGGUCCCGCGGGGCCUGAGGGUCUCCCAGGACUUACAGGACCUCCCGGCCCAGAUGGACCUCCAGGUCUUCCGGGAACUCUCCAGGAUCUGAGCGGUGACCUCCUGUGCCCUGCCAUCUGCCCGCCUGGCCCUCCUGGUCCACCUGGCAUGCCUGGAUUUAAGGGCCACACCGGACACAAGGGAGACAAGGGGGAGGCCGGAAAGAACGGCGAGAAGGGGGACAGCGGCCCACCCGGUCAGCCUGGGUUCCCCGGAACAGUCGGUCUCCAGGGGCCACGGGGACUGCGAGGCUUGCAGGGCCCGAUGGGAGCUGUUGGAGACAGGGGCCUGCCAGGGUUCCGCGGCAAGCCGGGCAUCGCCGGCCUCAUCGGCAAGACAGGGGAUUCAGGAGAGAGAGGACCUCAGGGCUUCAAAGGACCCAAAGGAGAAAUCGGUAAAAUUGGUCCUAAAGGAGCUGUUGGUGGAGCAGGGAUAAAGGGGGAGCCUGGGAUUCCGGGUCGAGAUGGCAAGGACGGCACCCCUGGCCUGGAUGGUGAGAAGGGCGAUGCCGGGCGCCAUGGGGUGGUCGGAGAGAAAGGGCCAAAUGGACUUCCCGGUCUGCAAGGAAAGGCGGGCGCCAAAGGGUCCCAGGGAGAAGUGGGUGACCCCGGAAAAGCAGGGGAGACGGGACCUUCUGGAGAGCCAGGUAUUCCAGGUGACAUCGGUGUUCCGGGAGAGCGAGGCAUUGCCGGCCCCAGAGGAGUCGCUGGUGGUAUUGGACCUGUUGGUAACCCGGGUCCUCUGGGAGUGAAGGGCUUCCAGGGCGUCAAAGGAGGUCUGGGUGACCCGGGUCUUCCAGGACCGACUGGAAUUCGAGGGGAGUUUGGAGAUAGGGGUCCCGUCGGAGCUUCAGGAGCUAAAGGCGACAUGGGUGUGGCAGGAAGUGACGGUUUACCUGGAGAGAACGGAGAGCCUGGGCAUUUCGGGCCAGUUGGACAAAAAGGAGAGGCCGGGAAACGAGGAGAGCUGGGACCGAAAGGUGUGACGGGGCCACAGGGAGAACUCGGAGCUCGAGGACCACCAGGAAAGCCGGGUCUCAUGGGCUUCCAAGGGGAGCAGGGGAAUCCUGGAAUCGCAGGGAAGACUGGCGUCCCAGGUAAACUGGCGAGUGAACAGCACAUCAGAGAGCUGUGCGGCUCCAUGAUCGAUGACCAGAUCGCACAGUUGGCUGCUAACCUGAGAAGACCCCUGGCACCUGGAAUGGUGGGUCGCCCUGGACCUGCGGGACCAUCGGGGGCACCUGGGGUCGCUGGUUCCAUUGGCCAUCCCGGAUCAAGAGGUCCACCUGGAUACAGAGGCCUGCCGGGAGAACUCGGGGACCCGGGACCUAGAGGUGAUGUGGGUGAGCAAGGAGACAAGGGACCCAUUGGAAAAGCUAUUGAAGGUCCCCAAGGAGACCAGGGCUAUCAAGGUCUACCUGGAGUGCCAGGAAUUGUCAAGGACGGGCGUGACGGGUCCCCGGGAGACCCGGGCGAGCCUGGAGAGCCCGGCAGGAUGGGAAGGACUGGCCACCAAGGACCUCCUGGAAUUUGUGACACGACGGCUUGCCAGGGAGCAGCGGCUGCAGGAAAAUCGUCAAAUCCCAAAAACCAUUAAACGCCACCCCUGGAGAGGAGCGACGGCGGACAGAGGAGUGAAGGAGAGGGGGAUAGUGAAAGUGUCCUCUGUCCACAUCAGUAGAGGAACGACUGAAAGCACCAUCUCAGUCCCAGAGACGAUCCACCAGCGUGUGCCGGAGCGACGCCCACCGCUGUGACUGGACAUCGACAAGUCUUUUGUGUAUACACCUUUGUACAUGCUUCCCAGGCCCCACCCCCAGCGUGCAUUCACCCCGAGAACAACAGUGAGACUGAACACGCACAACUCGCAGCCCUUUCAUGUCCAUCUCAUCUGCCCAAAACACCCGUGUAUGAAAUAAAGAGCAGGUUCCCAGAACGUGUGUAGAUUCCCUUGAUAGCUUUUUUAUGUUUUUUUUGUUGUUUUUUUUACAGCUUUCGUUUCAACAUGUGAGUCUUAAGGUAUUUAAACCUGCCAAGUCAACAAAAUAAAACUUGUACAUGGAAGAUUCAGAGUGUAAAAUACCUCUGAAACUCUUCCACCAGCAUCAACUUCUGUGCUCUCGGUGCUGUAACUAUUAAAUACUAUUUAUUAUUUUUGGUGACUGUUGUAUGUACAGUAAGAUGAUACAGCGACAUGUUGUAAGAAAGAACAAAUAAAGCCACUUUUCAGGAAAACGUCCCUCUUUUCUC
Synchiropus splendidus (mandarinfish) is the source of this 2898-nucleotide messenger RNA. It is a transcript of the gene col9a3, whose product is annotated as collagen, type IX, alpha 3. The record is from RefSeq and is a predicted model, not a curated record. The coding region runs from base 209 to 2245 and encodes 678 amino acids. Lineage: Eukaryota; Metazoa; Chordata; Actinopteri; Syngnathiformes; Callionymidae. The transcript has 32 exons.